Mycotypha africana is the source of this 987-nucleotide messenger RNA. RefSeq names its product Arb2 domain-containing protein. The record is from RefSeq and is a predicted model, not a curated record. Bases 1 to 987 code for a protein of 328 amino acids. Gene Ontology annotation, molecular function: siRNA binding. Lineage: Eukaryota; Fungi; Mucoromycota; Mucoromycetes; Mucorales; Mycotyphaceae. The transcript has 5 exons. Gene Ontology annotation, cellular component: nucleus. Gene Ontology annotation, biological process: regulatory ncRNA-mediated heterochromatin formation.
AUGUACAGAAGAAGAAAAGUGAUCAAGGAAAAGAAGCCAGUUAUUCCUGAUACAAUUGAAGAAUUUGGUUAUCGUCUCAAAAGUAACGGAGAGAUCAGAAGCAUUUCUUUAGAACUAAUUGGCAAUGAAGUCGAAAAAAAGUUACAAGAAGAGCCCCUCAAUUUUCAAAAAAUCUAUAUACCGGUUGGAGUUGACCCUGAAAAAGAGCCACACUCUUACAUCUAUAUGACACCCCAUGCUAUGUCCACUCCGGAUAAAGUAGUUGUAUUGAUUGCUGGUAAUAACACAAGAAUUGGUCAAUGGAGCAGAAGAAUAAUGUGCGAUGAAAAUAUCAACAGUGGCUCCAUGAUACGGAUGUCGCAGGAUUUUGUCGCGAAAGGAUAUGAAGUCAUUAUUUUGAACCCAAAUGCUAAUUUUUGGGUAGAGGGACGUGCCCAGGAAAAUCUUCCUGUUCACACCAAACAAAUUAUUACUAUUCCAGGUAGUGAUUUGGCGGAAAAGCACACCCCAUAUGUAUUUCAUCACUUUAUAAGAAAUGUGAAGGCUGAAAAAGUGGCUGUGAUUGCUCAAGGCUGGGGCGGUCAUGGCUUUGCUUGCGCUCUGAAUAAUGAAGUUGACUUUAUUAAAUCACAUGUCAAAGGGGUAGCUUUUAUUGAUUCAGCUCAUUCGAAAGGGAUGAUUGAAGAAGGAGAGGGCAGGAGAAACUUUUUAUUUGAAAGAUGUGUGAAUUGGUCAAGUGAUCCUUCAACUCCCAAGGGCCAGCCUAUCAAUGAUGUACGUUGGUCUUGUCAAGGCAUUUCGUCAGAACAAGAAGUUAGUGAUUUUACCUUGCCUACAAUGUACGACGAUAUUAUGAAAUUUAUCUUUAUCAAGAUGGGCGACAUUGAGCCUCCUCCUUCAGACGAUGAAAAUGAUGAAGAUGAUAUUCAAGACUUAACGGCAGAAGAAGCCCAAGCUAUUGAAGGCAUUACAAUAGAUGCUGAAUAA